This is a messenger RNA of Drosophila arizonae, 1271 nucleotides long. RefSeq names its product CCHC-type zinc finger nucleic acid binding protein (gene CNBP). NCBI's taxonomy places the organism in Eukaryota, Metazoa, Arthropoda, Insecta, Diptera, Drosophilidae. The record is from RefSeq and is a predicted model, not a curated record. Gene Ontology annotation, molecular function: nucleic acid binding; zinc ion binding.
AAAUUACUGGCGAUACCAUUGUACUAGUUUUGCGUGGUAGCCAUUUUAAUUUUUGGCGUCGAAAAAACUACGGCGAGCGGUUUUCGCAUGUCCUGUAGUUUUGUUUAAUUGCAUUUAAAGCAAGUCAGUUUUGCUCGUGGAGGCAGUAGUAGCUCAGCUCGUGUGUGAUUCUCGGACGAUACGAAACGUGUGGUUAAAACAGUUCUGCACCGAUUCUCUAAUUAACUCAAGUACAGUACAAUGUCGAUGUCUGCCACGUGCUACAAGUGCAACCGGCCGGGCCACUUCGCCCGGGAUUGCAGUCUCGGCGGAGGACCAGGAGGUGGCGGACCAGGUGGUGGCGGUGGCAUGCGUGAUGGCGGUGGCGGCGGCAUGCGUCGUAAUCGUGAAAAGUGCUACAAAUGCAAUCAAUUUGGGCACUUUGCACGCGCGUGCCCCGAAGAGGCGGAGCGCUGCUAUCGGUGCAACGGCGUAGGCCACAUCUCCAAGGACUGCACUCAAGCCGACAAUCCGACGUGCUACAGGUGCAACAAGCCCGGACAUUGGGUGCGCAACUGCCCCGAUGCGGUGAAUGAGCGCGGCAAUGGGCCAGCAAACGUCUCAUGCUAUAAGUGCAACCGCACCGGACACAUCUCCAAGAACUGCCCGGAGACGUCAAAGACUUGCUACGGCUGCGGCAAGAGUGGACAUCUGAGACGCGAAUGCGAUGAGAAGGGUGGACGGAACUAGAGGAGAGCAGUGUGAGCGGUCUCAGAGAAAUCAACGAAAAUGUUUUGUCAAAUAAAAAAAAUGAAAAGAAAAAUAUUUAAUGAAAAAAUCAAUUGCCAGCCAACAACAACAAAACAGCAAAACGCAAAACAGAAGAAGAAGCGACCAAUCAGUAGAACCGAGUCAAGAUCAACAGACAUAAAAUCAACCCCAGACACAUACACACACCCACACAGAAUCACAUCCAUACCCACACACACACGCACACAUCUAGCCGUCAUCUAAGCAGCACAUCUCUAAUUCCAAAGCUCUGAGCCUGCAGUCGUAAAAGAACAGUACAGUGUAUACACAAGCAACAACUAGGAGAAAGCACGAUGGACGAAAGAGGAGAAAACAACGAUGGCGCUAAUGGCGCUGAAAGGCAGCAAUAGAUGAAGAAGAAACAGACGUCGUUGUAUUUUAGUAGCUACUACCACAAUAUCAACAACAAAAACUAUAUUAUUAUUAUUAUGCUGCAAACGUGUUUGAAUUUACUAAAUACAAUUAUAACGAAUGGAAAGAAA